UUAAUUUAGUUAUCCUUAUACUAUGAAGUUUUUUUAUGCAAAGUUAGGGCAUACCCAGCUCCUGACUGAUUUGGGGAUCUCAUUUUGCUUUGCCUAUUCAAUGAAAUUUGUAGAAUGGCUCCAAGAAAGAUGUCAGAAACAAACACUACCAUUAAUGGACAGAACUUGUCUUGGAGUAGUAAUAUGGAUGAACAUUUGAUUGAUUGUUUUCUUUAUGAGCAUAACCAUGGAGGCAAAGUGAAUGGGACAUUUACUACUAAUGCUUAUGACAAUAUUGUGAAAGAAAUGGUUGCUUUAUUUGGGAACAAAAUUGACAAGGAGAAAGUUAAAAAUCAUUGGAAGACAUUGAAAAAAAACUUCUUAGAAGUUUUUGACAUCUUCAAGAAUGGCAUGAGUGGCUUUGCUUGGAAUUCAAAUACUUAUUAAGGGGAUGCAGAACCCUAAGCAUGGGAUAAUUUGAUUGAGGUUAAACCAAAAGCAGCACAUUGGAGAGAUACACCUCUCCCUAAUUAUCAAAAGAUGGUUACACUUUAUGGAUGUGAUAGAGCUUCUAGAAAAGGAUCCUUAACUACCUCUGACAUGAGGAAAUGGUCACAUACAUCAAUCCAACCAGAGAUAAGGGCAGAAACUAUUGAUAAGUUUGACAACAUUUUAUCUGAAAAUGAUGUCACUUUGGAGAACUUCCUCAUUGAGGAUCAUUCCCCUGAAGUAAACAGUGCAAAUAACAAUAAGAGCAAACAAGGAUUAACACUCAAAGAGAAAGAACUUGAACAUUUUGCUAGAAUUGAAGGAGCCAUGCUUGAGGUUGCAAAUGCAAUUAAAGAAGGAAAUGCUAUCAUUAAAGAGAAAUAUUUCCUACCAAUUUCAGGAGAAAAAGCUUUGAAGAUGAUUGAAGAAAGUGGGUGUGACAUUAACAAGAUUUCUGAUAUAUAUUGCUUCCUCAUGAAUGAUCUUACCAAGCUUAGAGUUGUUAUUGUUUGCCCACUAAGAGCACGCAAGCAAAUCAUUAUGAAGAUGUUCUUUGGUUUUUAGAUUAGCAUGGGGUUUCAUGUUUAAAUUAUUAUUUUGUUGAUAUAUUGUUGCAUGAUCCAUGAUUUAGU
Prosopis cineraria is the source of this 1100-nucleotide messenger RNA. RefSeq lists its product as uncharacterized. The transcript is spliced from 2 exons. The coding region runs from base 520 to 1032 and encodes 170 amino acids. NCBI's taxonomy places the organism in Eukaryota, Viridiplantae, Streptophyta, Magnoliopsida, Fabales, Fabaceae. The record is from RefSeq and is a predicted model, not a curated record.